Molecule: messenger RNA, 399 nt
Organism: Penicillium egyptiacum
Lineage: Eukaryota; Fungi; Ascomycota; Eurotiomycetes; Eurotiales; Aspergillaceae
Source: the annotation of a GenBank genome assembly
AUGGCGGACGAUUCGACUGUCGAAGAGACCAAGCAGACAGUAAUCCAGCGCUUCCGAGCCUGGGGUGAAAACUCAUUCCCACCCACCUUGCUCGCCUCCAUGAUCACAGCCCAGCACAUGCGCCCCUUCCAGUUCUUCCCAAUGCUCUUUCCGCCUGUGCUGAUCUUCUCCAGCUAUGCCAACUUGCAGGGCUUCAAGACGGACACUGCCGGCAUCAGCGCGGCAUUCUCCGGGCUGUAUCUGCUUCUCGCAGCUCGCCGUCGACAGCCAUUCAUGAAGAAGCUGGGUGUUCGUGGUGUCGUGCGCGGUGCGACUAUGGGUUUGGCUUUAGUCAACAUGGUCGGUGGUGGGUUGGCGUACACUCUAGGUAAGAGGGAAGAGGAAGAGGAUGCGUCAUGA